AUGAGAGAGAGUUUCAAGGACUGGAGUGCUGAUGGUCAAGACAGGGGAAAAAAUAAUGCAAGCCUUAUUGAGUUGAAACAUCUUUCUGAUUUAAGAACCUUAGAUAUUGAAGUACUAGAUUUCGAGAUGUAUCCUAAAAAUUUAGUGUUUGGGAAUCAGUUGAUUCAAUAUCACAUUAGUAUAGGCCCGCAUGACUAUUGGCCUUUGCCACUUCUAGAGUCACUUGGAGGGUCAGCUGCAAAGUCACCUGUAGUGUCACUUGUAGGGUCACUUGUAGGGUCAAGGGUCUUGGAAUUCGAGGGGUGUCAAAAUAUUAUUCAAGAAGACAGUGGGGUCAAUAUGCUGUUAAAAACAGCCGAAACAUUGAGCCUAAAGAAAUUGGUGGAUGUGGAGACUCUUCUUAAUGAUUUUAGAAUAGAUGGAUUUUCAAAUCUGAAGUCUUUGACAGUUGAUAGAUGUGGUGGUAAGAUUGAAUAUCUAGUUGACACUAAGAAGAGGAUGCCACGUUGUGUUUUUCCUGGGGUGGAGAUAUUAAGGCUCGAAAACAUGCAAGAAUUGAGACAGAUAUGCCAUGGCCAUCUCCCAUCUACAUCUUUUUGUGAACUACGUGACUUGACUCUAUACAACUUACCUGAGUUAAUAAAUUUGUGGGAGGAUCCCACUGGCCAAGUACGGCUUUCUAGCCUAAGGAGGGUGCAUGUAUUAAACUGUCACAAAAUGGAAUGCCUCUUUCAGUUUCAGCAAUAUAUAGCAGGAGAUCUUCAACAGCUCCAAAUCCUAGAGAUAGAGAACUCCAACAAUAUGGAAGUGAUAGUUGCAAUCAAUGCGGAAGGAGCAGCAGCACAAGAGGAUGAAAUUGUCUUACACAACUUGAAAGAGUUGAGGCUAGAUAAUCUACCGAACCUCGUGAGUUUUUUUGGCCAAACAAAGAGUUCGGCUUCGGCUUCAGAUAGCAAUCCUCGUAUCCGAGCACAUGAACCUCUGUUCGAUGGAAAGGUUGUAUUUCCAGCAUUGAAGAGCUUGCAUCUCAAUGGACUGCACAAAACGGAAAAGAUAUGGCACGAACAAUUGCUUCCUGCUGGAAAUUUCAACAGAUUGACUAAACUGUCAAUAAGCAACUGUGAAAAGCUAGUCACAAUUUUUCCAUCCAGUGUGGGAGAAUUGCAGAAAUUGGUAGAUUUAUCUGUUUCAUAUUGUGUUUUGUUGGAGGACCUAUGUGAAGAACAUAAUACAACUUCAAUAACACUACCAAGGAUAAAGACUUUAGAAUUGUUUCGUUUACCAAGCUUGAAGGAUAUAUGGUGGAACAAGGUCUGCUCUGAAUCUCGUACCUUUCGGAAACUCACAAAUCUUACUAUUGGAGGAUGCAAAUGUCGGAGAUAUCUUCUCUCUUUUACAGCAUCGAAACUUCUUAUUCAACUUAAAUAUCUUAAGUUAGUAGAAUGCGACAUGAUGAAAGAGAUAAUAGCAACCGAAAGAGAGGAAGACGCAGUGGUCGGUGACAUGAUUGUGUUCCCUAAAUUAUUUGGCCUUCGCCUCUCUCAAUUGCCAGAACUCACAAGCUUCUACCAAGGGAAUUGUACUUUAGAGUUCCACUCUUUGCAAAAUUUGGUGAUUGAAAAAUGUCCCAAGAUGCAAACAUUUGUUGGUUCAAGCACAAAAAGGCCAAAAGAAGCAAGUGAAGAAGAGUUUGAGGGACAAAUAGAUCAAGAAGGCAACUCUAGCGUCACCAUACAACCAUUUUUCAAUGAAAAGGUUGUAUUUCACAACCUCGAGGAUUUGAAUCUUCAGAGAUUAGAUAACCUGAAAAAGAUAUGGCACAACGAACUUCCAGUAGAUUGCUUUAAUCAACUAGAUGUUCUAACUGUGCGUAAAUGUAACAAUUUGUUAGAAGUUGUACCAUCCAAAUUACUCCCAAUGCUACACAAUUUGGGCAAGCUUGUUGUAAGAGAAUGUGAUUUAGUGGAAGAGGUCCUGGAACAAGGAGAAGAUUCUUCAGGAAAACUUGUGUUCCCUAAUGUUCACACUCUUGAACUUGUACAUCUACCAAACCUCAAGAGUUUCUACUUGGGAAAUCAUACUUUGGAAUGGCCAUCCUUAACAAAAGUGACAUUGAAAAAUUGUCCCAAGAUGCAGGCCUUCUCUUCAGGGCUCCUAAUCACACCAAAGCUACAUAUCAAUUCAUAG
This is a messenger RNA of Ilex paraguariensis (yerba mate), 2187 nucleotides long. NCBI's taxonomy places the organism in Eukaryota, Viridiplantae, Streptophyta, Magnoliopsida, Aquifoliales, Aquifoliaceae. The record is from the annotation of a GenBank genome assembly.